Messenger RNA from Penicillium cosmopolitanum, 537 nucleotides. RefSeq lists its product as uncharacterized. The coding region runs from base 1 to 537 and encodes 178 amino acids. Lineage: Eukaryota; Fungi; Ascomycota; Eurotiomycetes; Eurotiales; Aspergillaceae. The transcript has a single exon. The record is from RefSeq and is a predicted model, not a curated record.
AUGAUAGUUGAGGAAGGUAAACCUGAUAUCACUAUCGCUAGUCCCCGUUAUCCUGGUCGUCCGAGAUAUGAAGGAGCUCCGCCGCAUCUUUCUGAUCGUGUUCUUGCGAGCAUUUUGACGGGGCCUCGGCGGAUGUAUUUGGAGCGGAUGAGGUUGGUCAGGUUUUAUUAUGAGAGUUUUCGGAAUCUUUCUGGGAUUAAGCCGCUAGAGGAGGGAGAUGGGUUAAGUGGUCUGAAGGGAGUCGAUGUCAAUGAAGACUUCGAGACGGAGGAUUGCGAUAGGACUGAGGAUUUUCAUAGUAUUGAGGAUCUUGGCGAGGCUGAUGGGCUUAACGGGGUUGAGAAACUCAACGGGCCUGGGGAUCUCAACGACAUCGAGGAUCUCAACAGCAUCGCGAACCUCCACGACAUCGACAAUCUCACCAUCACUAAUGAUCUCAACGGGGCCGAGAAAGACAAUGAUAUUGAGAUGGGGGAUAUCGACACAUCCGAUGACCUGGGUUCACUUUUUGAGGACGACGGAAUGGAUUGUGGAUGA